CCCAAAGCUUGUACAGGUGACAGACACAGCCCGGUCUUCCUGCGUCUCUCUUGUACCUGGACGCCCUCGGAGCAGCUAGCUGCAUCUCUACAAACCAUCCAGUAGGCAGCAGUUGUUUGGAGGAGAGAUGGCGCCGGCGGCAUUGACGGCGUUGGACGCGAGGGCGCCACGGGCGGAGGGCCUGGCGACGGUGCUGGCCAUCGGCACGGCGGCACCGGACAACUGCGUGUACCAGGCCGACUACCCGGACUACUACUUCCGGGUCACCAACAGCGACCACCUCCCCGAGCUCAAGCAGAAGUUCAAGCAGAUAUGUGAGGGGUCCAUGAUCCGGAAGAGGCACAUGCACAUGACCGAGAAGCUGCUUGAGCAAAACCCCAGCAUGUGCGACGAGUUCAACGCCCCGUCACUGGACGUGCGCCAGGGCAUCCUCCUCACCGAGGUCCCCAAGCUCGGGAUGGCUGCGGCGCAGAAGGCAAUCAAGGAGUGGGGCCAACCGUUGUCGAAGAUCACACACCUUGUGUUCUGCACCCGGCAAUCCGUGGGCUUGCCGGGUGCCGACUACCAUCUCAUAAAGAUGCUUGGCCUCAACCCGUCGGUGAGGCGCGUCAUGUUGUACCUACAAGGCUGCUUCGCCGGCGCUACAGCGAUCCGUGUGGCAAAGGACAUUGCCGAGAACAACCAUGGAGCACGCGUCCUCAUCGUCUGCUCGGAGAUCACAGCCGCCACCUUCCGUGGCCCCUCAGCCACGGGGUCCCACCUUGAUAAUCUCGUCUCCCAGGCGCUCUUCGGUGACGGCGCCGCCGCGAUGGUUGUUGGUGCUGACCCCAAGGAGCCCAUGGAGAAGCCAAUUUUCCAGUUGGUCUCAACAAGCCAGACCAUCCUGCCCGAGUCGGAUGGUCUCAUCGAAGUAAACCUCUUGGAGGUUGGGCUCACCAUCCACAUCGACAAGGACGUGCCUAGGAUCAUCUCAAAAAAUAUUGAGCAUGCGUUGACCAACGCCUUUGCGCCACUCGGCAUCGAUGACUGGAACUCCAUCUUCUGGGUGGCGCACCCCGGUGGGCCGGCAAUUCUUGACAUGAUCGAGGCCAAGGUCAACCUGAACAAAAAGCGGAUGAGUGCCAGCAGGCACGUCCUGUCCGAAUACGGCAACAUUGCCGGCGCCACUGUCCUCUUCAUUCUGGAUGAGAUGCGUAAGCGCUCUGCCGAGGAGAACCAUGCCACUACUGGCGAGGGCAUGGACUGGGGCGUCCUCUUCGGAUUUGGCCCCGGCAUCACCCUCGAGACCGUCGUCAUCCGGAGCAUGCCUAUCAACACCACCACAUGAUCCAUACUAGUGGAGAGCAUGUGUGGUGGCAGAAACGUUUCUUUCCUGAAUAAGUCACCUUAUCAGCAUUUUCAUUGUUGAAUAAGUUACCUUCUCUUGAAGUGUAUUAGGCUCUCGUUGCUAAUCAAGUUGUAUUGUGCUAUACUAUUUGUGAUUGUUAUUUAAUAAUUUUUCAUGCAAAA
Triticum aestivum (bread wheat) is the source of this 1509-nucleotide messenger RNA. RefSeq names its product chalcone synthase 2. NCBI's taxonomy places the organism in Eukaryota, Viridiplantae, Streptophyta, Magnoliopsida, Poales, Poaceae. The record is from RefSeq and is a predicted model, not a curated record. Gene Ontology annotation, biological process: polyketide biosynthetic process. The transcript is spliced from 3 exons. Gene Ontology annotation, molecular function: acyltransferase activity, transferring groups other than amino-acyl groups. Bases 128 to 1327 code for a protein of 399 amino acids.